GCAAGAUGUCGCCGGCGCUCGUCGAGGAGGAGCUCGUCGGAGAGGUCCCGUCCACCGAGCAGUCCCUCAAGAAAGGCCUUCAGAACAAGGAAGAAGAUGAGGAGGUCGUCGUGGAGGAUGUGAAGGAUGAGGACGAUGAGGAUGACGAUGAUGACGACGACGACGAUGACGACGACAAGGAAGACGGCGCUCAAGGUGGAAAUGAGUCUUCGAAGCAAAGCAGGAGUGAGAAGAAGAGUCGCAAGGUAAUGAUGAAGCUUGGGAUGAAGCAAGUCACUGGUGUUAGCAGGGUCACCAUCAAGAGAGCCAAAAACAUUCUGUUUUUUAUCUCGAAACCUGAUGUGUUCAAGAGUCCAAACUCUGACACGUAUGUCAUAUUUGGUGAGGCCAAGAUUGAGGAUUUGAGCUCUCAGCUACAGACACAGGCUGCCCAGCAGUUCAGGAUGCCAGACAUGAGUUCCGUGAUGGCCAAACCAGAGAUUUCUGGCGCUGGUGCUGGAGCCCCUGCAGAUGAAGAGGAAGAAGAGAUUGAUGAAACCGGUGUUGAAGCUCGGGACAUUGAUUUGGUCAUGACACAGGCUGGGGUAUCAAGGAGCAAGGCAGUCAAGGCUCUCAAGACUCACAGCGGGGACAUUGUCAGUGCUAUCAUGGAGCUUACCACUUAAUGUGGUUGAGGAUUUAAUAAUCUUCAGUAUUUACUUGAUCAUGAGAUUUUUGAUAUAUGUUGUCAGUGUCAGUAAUUAUCUAGUUAUGCCGGAUUGAGCUUUCUUUUAGUUUUAAACUCGAGACAUUAACAGCACGGCUUUUGUAUUGCUGAUAUCUUUCUCAUGAUUUAUGAAGGUCUUUAUUAUUCUUCA
Messenger RNA from Fragaria vesca subsp. vesca, 857 nucleotides. Its product is annotated as nascent polypeptide-associated complex subunit alpha-like protein 2-like. The record is from RefSeq and is a predicted model, not a curated record. Bases 6 to 665 code for a protein of 219 amino acids. Lineage: Eukaryota; Viridiplantae; Streptophyta; Magnoliopsida; Rosales; Rosaceae. Gene Ontology annotation, cellular component: nascent polypeptide-associated complex; cytoplasm. Gene Ontology annotation, biological process: protein targeting to membrane. The transcript is spliced from 4 exons.